ACAAAGCCUUAAGCUGUAUGUGGUUCCUGAAUAGACAUGUGGAUUCAAUUUACUGGUAAUAAAAAAAGGAUGUUUAUGUUGUUUAAAUUAAAAUCAGACAUCAGCUUAGCUGUCUUUUAUAUUUUUUUAUCCCUUUAGGUAGAAUUUGUACCUAAAUUGACAAACUAUUUUCAAUAGCUACUGUAUUUUCUAUAGUUUGUGAAGAAAACAUAUUUUGACACGUUUUUACAAACAAGAAAUUGUUUUUAAAAAAUAAAUAAAACGUCACAAUACCGCAAUAACGCCAUUUUAUUGUCAUGAAGCGGCGUGUUGAGGUGGUGAGGCUGGCGCUGUAGACCCAGGAUGUGAUAAAUGAAUGAUUUUAAUGGGGAAUGUCCAGCAAAACACAGUCCAAAAUAACGGGCAGCACGGCUCGACGCCGGUAGCAACCGUAAAAAGGAAUGGACAACGGAAACGACAGAACGAGACACACCUGGGAACAAUCAAGGGGAGGACAGGACAACACUGAGACACAGAUACACAGGAAACUCAAAAUAAACACACAGAAAAACACGGAACAUGACAAUUAUAUUGUUCAAACGUGAGAACGACACAGUUACAACGCGGUGUAACCCUGUUUUCCUUUUACCUGAAGGACAGCUUCCGUACGCAGCUUUCAGCAGCUUACGACAAGCGUUCGUGUGUCUUGGUGACACGUUUCCGUGGCAACCAUGGAGCGCUCUAACACAAGCAGGAAGCGAGGCCGCGGACGAGGUAAGAGCAGGUAAACAACUUUUUUUAAAAACCACUGAAACUUUUGACGUUUUUAGCUUCUGCUGAAGCCUUAGGUCUGAAUUUUUUCCACAUGCGUAAUCUCUGAACGCUAGCAGUUGCGUACUAAACCAUAUUACGUUACGCAUGAAAAGUGAUAUUUGGUUAUGUUGGCAAAUGAAAUAAAGUCCUCCCUAGUAGCUUCACUUCUAAGGUUCUGCAGCUCUGUCAUUGUGGUUUUGCCUCGCAGGAAGAGUUCCCGUAAAGCUUCAUCUGGUGAGCCGGUACUGCCAGAUGUUGAUCCUGACAGCACUGAGCUGCUGGCGGAGGAGAAACUCUCAGCCCUCCAUAUAGCUUGCCUGUAUGGUGAACUGCAUACUAUCCGGCUCAUAAUAAAGGCCAGGCCGUUGUGGGUCAACCUCGGUGAUUCUAAAGGUCGCCGGCCCCUGCACAUCGUUCUGUCCUCACAGCGGUUCUCCGACACGUACACCAUUUUCAAAUACCUGAUGGAGCAAGGAGCUGAUAUCAACGCUGCAACAAAUUCAGGGGAAACCCCGCUGCACACUGCCGCCAGCAGGGGCCUCCUCAGCUGCACAGAAAUGCUCGUGAACGCCGGAGCGGAUAUUUUGGCAAGGGACAAAAUGGGACUGACGCCUCUGGACAUGGCGCACAUCUGGAACCACAGGAAGACAGCACGGUACUUGAAGCACUGCUUGUGGUAUUGCGAGAAGCAGGACGAAAUGGAGGAGACACAGUUGACUCAGAUGUUAUACAGAGAGCUCAUAGAUCUGGUCAAGCAGAAAAAUCUGAAUGAAAAGUCCCUUAUUGAAGAGAAGGUUGAAGAGUGGGCAAAGAAGAGAGGCUUGUCUCCGUUGAAGACGCUCACGCCCAGAUCCAAGGCGUCCAAAUACCACAAUAAGUGCAGCUCACCAGAGAAGAACAAGAGGCAACCAAAACCUACCAAGGGAGAGUCCAAACGCAUUCAAGAAAAGAAGGACGUCUCCAAAGCACAGCAGCCCCUCUUACCCGACAGUCCCUGGACUGUCUUUGGCCUCCACCCAGAGAAACCCUGCACAGACCCAGACCUCAGGAAAGAUGUCAUGUUGUUGAAGAACAGCAUCAACCAGAGGCUUCACUACAUGACCAAGUGGGACACAGCGCCUCACCUCGCUCCCGACCUGCCUCUGGACAAGAUUCAGAGAUUGUUGUUUCCCAGAGCGUUUUCUUCUCGGCUCAACACGUCACGGGACUUUGAGCCGCGGGACAUCAAGAAAGUCCAGCACAAAGGUUUCCCUCAGGGAAGGAGCACCUCUCCCUGGACAGAGGUGGUCAUGCACCUGGUUGAGGUCCUGGAGCUGGGACACUACUAGUCUUCCUCAUGUCCAGGCAAUAAAAUUAAGUAUAAAAUCCUUUAUAACAUCAUGGAGGAAAAACUUUGAGGCUUCGCACGUGGAUGUAGAUGCUGUUAGAACAAAUAUCUCUCUACUUUAGUGUCAACAGUCUUCCUGAGUAAAACAGCUUUGAUCAAAUAUCUAUCAGAUUACACAGUUUGCACAAGUUUCUUCCAUUAAACCCCCAAAGAGAUGAUUUGCUCCCAAUUGAUAUAAAAAAUAAGAUCAGACAAAGUGUUUGUUCCACAUUAAGUAGGCCGACGAUGCACAGUAAAAAAGCAGUAAACUUAUUUUGUCAGAUUUUAUUUUUGCUAGCAAUAGCAUCGUGUCAUAAUGUGCAAAUGCUGGGGUGUAAAUGUGUUAUACGAACAAUAAUCCUGAGCUCCAGAAAAUAACAAAUUUCUGCUUUAUCUUACAGCUGAAGAAGGUCCCUAUAGUGGACACACACUGUUAAAUUGAAGUUUUUUCCCCCAUAAAAAAAUUCCAGCCAUGAAGAAUAAUUUCCAAACUUUCCCAUUUUGCGUACAUUUCAACAAAAAUGUUAGAGGAAAAAUAUUUUUAAAAACUAAAAAUAGUCCAAUAUCCUGGUUGCACAAGAGCACACAUGACAUUUUUUGGGCUUUAAUGAAUGUGAUAAACCUGAAAUAGAGUUCAGCUGUUCGUGAUCGAUUUCCUUGACAUUUCCAUCCUUUAGGCCAAUGCGAGGUUACAGAGCAUUGAAAUCUUAUUGCAUAAAGGAGUCAGUUAUGAGAAGUGUAAGAAUAAAUAUACUCAUUGCUCAAUGACAGGAACCAAAACCAGAAGCCUUUCCAAAACUAAUUUAGACACUAGAGCGAAACUGGUCAGAGCCCAACAUGUCUGUAAAGUCAUUUCCAGCCAGUACAAGUUAUAUUCUACUCAUGAAAACACUCUCCUGUAUUCAUCAUAUGUCUGAAAUAUGGAGGAAGUGCAGUUACAGCACAGACCACCACCAACUGAGGAAAAUUAGCUUGGCCGUAGGCAUUCUGUUUAAUCCCGCUUGACUCUCAUCUCCCUCGAGUGCUCUGCCUGGGCUUUCUCCCAUUGAACUGGAUUCCUCCAUUUUCAACUGGGUCUAUGAGCGAACAGAAGAAGUUGAGAAUGACGUUGAUUCUCUGCUGUGCUUUAGAAUUGAAGUCAUCCUGUAGUUUCAGUAAUGGCAGCGGAGAAAGUGAAUAAAGCCAUUCAGUCUAUGUUGACCAAGCUUCCACAUAUGGAAUUAGCUGCCUCGUUCAGCUCCAUCGCUUUUCUGUUCACGGUGGAGAAUGGUUGGUUACAGCACAAGCAAUUUCCAGUAAACUUCAUAGUAUCAGACUGGGGCAUUGCAUGCAAAUCUUGGGCAAACAUUAGCAAAACAGCAUGAAAUUUAAAACCCCAACAAUUAGGCUGGCUAAAAACGUUUCAAGUGAUUUGUCAUGGUCUUGAAAAGUUGGAAUUGUAUAAGGAACGUGCAGACUUUUGAGAGCCGCUGCAUAUCCCAGGGUUUGACAAUACGUAGCCAAAGUGACAAAGCCAAACAUGUUAUGCUCUCCAGAUGCUACCCCAGUGAAAGCAGGGCUGGCGCAGGGUGAGUGAAAGGUGAGAAAACCUCAGUGAACUGGGUCGCCUGUCACAGAUGUAUGCACUUUCACUGAUCUGCCCUGGGGAAAUGAACCAGGAUCCAGGUGAGGGGUUCUGAACAAGCAUGCGAGUUUGAACCACAAGUCACAGUCUGUCAGCUGAAGGCGUUUGGUGGUCUGGAGUGUGUGUGUGUGUGUGGUUUUGUCUUUUUCCUUUACUUGACGGAGCACUUCACACCUCGGUCGGGGUCAGAGUCCACACCACUAUGAACCUGGUGCUCCCCCUGUGACCAAGUCACUUGAGACUGGAAUAACAUCAUCCCAUUCAGUUUGACAGGCUCACGCACAGAAACGCGUUCUGCGAACGGUGAAGAUCAACCGUCUGUGGUCGACUGGAUACACUGACCUUAUUGAACUGGAAAUUAUGACCGCAACACUUUGUCUCCUUUAAGCAUCAAGUUAAUUCCACAAAUUUGUUUCAUAAAAUUAUUUAUUUCACAUCUGUGUACAUACCGACCUAUGAUGAAUUUUGUAAAAAUGGUUUCAGCUGCUUUAGCGUUUCUUUAAUAAAAUUAGUUUGUGCAGCUUC
Xiphophorus hellerii (green swordtail) is the source of this 4307-nucleotide messenger RNA. RefSeq names its product ankyrin repeat domain 53 (gene ankrd53). Gene Ontology annotation, molecular function: protein binding. Gene Ontology annotation, biological process: mitotic metaphase chromosome alignment; regulation of mitotic spindle organization; positive regulation of microtubule polymerization. The record is from RefSeq and is a predicted model, not a curated record. Gene Ontology annotation, cellular component: spindle pole. Bases 918 to 2120 code for a protein of 400 amino acids. The transcript has 5 exons. Lineage: Eukaryota; Metazoa; Chordata; Actinopteri; Cyprinodontiformes; Poeciliidae.